This is a messenger RNA of Camelina sativa (false flax), 692 nucleotides long. Its product is annotated as histone H2B.10. The record is from RefSeq and is a predicted model, not a curated record. Gene Ontology annotation, molecular function: structural constituent of chromatin; DNA binding; protein heterodimerization activity. NCBI's taxonomy places the organism in Eukaryota, Viridiplantae, Streptophyta, Magnoliopsida, Brassicales, Brassicaceae. Gene Ontology annotation, cellular component: nucleosome.
CAAAUCAAAACCAAAACCAAAACCUCAAAAAUCAAAAUCUUGAAAAGCUCUAAUUUCAAAAAUGGCCAAGGCAGAUAAGAAACCAGCAGAGAAGAAACCGGCGGAGAAAGCUCCGGUGACCGAAACCGCGGCGGCGGGAGAGAAGAAACCAAAAGCCGGCAAGAAACUCCCCAAGGAGCCAGCCGUCGCCGGGGACAAGAAGAUGAAGAAGAGAUCUAAGAAGAACGUGGAGACAUACAAGAUCUACAUCUUCAAGGUGCUGAAACAAGUCCACCCAGAUAUCGGGAUCUCGAGCAAAGCCAUGGGGAUCAUGAACAGUUUCAUCAACGAUAUCUUCGAGAAGCUUGCUGGUGAGUCUUCAAAGCUUGCGAGGUACAACAAGAAGCCGACGAUUACUUCUCGGGAGAUUCAGACGGCGGUGAGACUUGUGUUGCCUGGAGAGUUGGCGAAACAUGCUGUUUCUGAAGGGACUAAGGCUGUUACCAAGUUUACCAGUUCUUAGAUUUUGUGGUUCUGUAAUGUGGGGAGGAAGUACUAGUUUUAUCUGAAUGUGAAAUAUGGGUUUUAAUGCUUUUGGUUUGGGUAAGUAAUUUGGGAAUUAGGGUUUCUCAUUGUGGCACUGUUAUGAAAUUCUAAUUAGCUUUCCAAUGUUAUAUUACUCGGUUUCAAUUCGUAAAAACCAAUCUUUGUGA